Messenger RNA from Diaporthe citri, 1455 nucleotides. RefSeq lists its product as uncharacterized. The transcript is spliced from 2 exons. The coding region runs from base 1 to 1455 and encodes 484 amino acids. The record is from RefSeq and is a predicted model, not a curated record. Lineage: Eukaryota; Fungi; Ascomycota; Sordariomycetes; Diaporthales; Diaporthaceae.
AUGGUUGAGUACAGGGAACUUGACGCCUUGGUGCUGUCCUACACACACCUGAAGAACCUCCCACGGCAGGAUGACGCCCUUCGGACGCUCAAGCAGAUCGCCUCUUUGGUGAAGCCGAUCAUGAGAGCUAGAGGAUGGAAGGUAUCGCAGCUUAGUGAAUUCUAUCCUGACCAGCAAAAUCUGCUCGGACUGAAUGUAAACCGGGGCCAAAAGAUCCUAUUGCGGCUUCGCUAUCCAGGCGACAGAACACAGUUCCUCCCGAUCGAGCAGGUUACCGACACGAUGCUUCACGAACUCUGUCAUAUCGUACAUGGGCCACACGAUGGCAAGUUCCAUGCCCUGUGGGACCAGCUUCGUGACGAGCACGAGGGUCUACUCAUGAAGGGCUACACCGGCGAAGGCUUCCUCAGCAAAGGACACAAACUUGGAGGUGGCGGCAGAGUACCGAUGCAGGAGGCUAGGAGGCUUGCUCGUGCAGCUGCUGAGCAACGGUCCCAACAAGCCACUCGAGAGAGAGGAUCUGGCCAGAGACUGGGCGGAGCGCCGAUUCAACGGGGACAAGACAUACGAAAAGUCAUCACGGAUGCGGUGGAGCGCCGCAACAGGGCAGAUAGAGGAUGUGGGAGCACCAAUUACUCAGACAAGGAGAUUCAAACCCUGUCAGAGACCGCGACCAAGAACGGCUUCAGGACACAGGCCGAGGAGGAUGCUGCCAACGAGGCUGCCAUCGCCCAAGCAAUGUGGGAGCUGGUGCAAGAGGACGAGAAGAAGAAACAUGGCGACAACUACGUUCCGCCAAGCGCACAAUCUCCUGGCGGAAAUGGCGGCGGUGCGUUUUACCCAACUUCCGGUGGCGGACCAAGCACGACGAGUACGCCGCCGCCGGUACCAACAUGGUUGCGACCGCCCGCCCAAGGAGACGCGAAGCCUUCCGAACCAGUCAAACCCACCUCCGGAACCCCUCCUGUGGAGAGUGGAUGGACAUGCGGCACGUGUACUCUGCAUAAUCCCCCGAGCUUCCUCAGCUGCGAUGCCUGCGGCGCUGACAGGCCGACCCCCACGGUCGGACCAACCGCUCCACCUCCAACCAAGGAGUGGACAUGUGGUACUUGUACCCUGUUGAACCCGCUCACACGUCCAGCCUGUGGUGCUUGUGGCACUGGAAGGCCAGCAGGCGUGAACCCCAGGCAAACAGACGAGAGAUCUUCGAAACGACCUCGAACCACGCCCGUGGCAGCGCGAGCCGCCAGUCGACCUGGUCGUCCCUUGAGCAGUGCUGAUCUGAGCCAUUCGAGGAUGGUCUCUUUCAGGAACAGCAGCAGUGGUGCGAGCAGCAAGCCUCCACCUGCACCCAGCGGCCCGGCGUUUUGGGAAUGCUCACGGUGUGGGAAUGUCGUCGAGCGGCAGUGGUGGAGUUGUGGGAAGUGUGGAAAUGUGAAAGAGAGCUCUGCAUGA